Fomitiporia mediterranea MF3/22 is the source of this 1272-nucleotide messenger RNA. RefSeq lists its product as uncharacterized. The transcript has 10 exons. NCBI's taxonomy places the organism in Eukaryota, Fungi, Basidiomycota, Agaricomycetes, Hymenochaetales, Hymenochaetaceae. Bases 12 to 1130 code for a protein of 372 amino acids. Gene Ontology annotation, cellular component: mitochondrion. Gene Ontology annotation, biological process: tricarboxylic acid cycle; isocitrate metabolic process. The record is from RefSeq and is a predicted model, not a curated record. Gene Ontology annotation, molecular function: isocitrate dehydrogenase (NAD+) activity.
CCUCUCUAGACAUGUUACGCUCUGCAGUCUCGCGUGUGGCUCGCUCAGCUGCCCAGACGCGCCAUGCAACUACCCUCUCCGCUGGUUUCCCGAAGGUCACUUCGAGACAACCAACAAAAUAUGGCGGCGUCUACACUGUGACGCUAAUUCCCGGUGACGGUGUCGGCGUAGAGAUCACAGAUUCCGUGAAGGAAAUCUUCGAAGCCGUCAAUGCACCCAUUGAUUGGGAUCAAUACAAUGUAUCCGGAAUGUCAUCCACUGGUGAAGACCUGUUCAAGCAGGCAAUGGACAGUCUGAAGCGUAACAGAGUCGGUCUGAAGGGUAUUCUUUUCACACCAAUUUCUACCACGGGCCACAUUUCUUGGAACGUUGCCAUGCGUCAGCAGCUCGACAUCUAUGCCUCCGUCGUUCUUUGCAAAUCCCUGCCAGGCGUCCCUACUCGCCACCAAAAUGUUGACUUUGCCAUCAUUCGAGAGAACACGGAGGGUGAAUACUCCGGUCUUGAGCACCAGAGUUAUCCUGGAGUUGUCGAGAGCUUGAAGGUAUCCACUCGAGCGAAGGCUGAGCGUAUUGCACGUUUUGCCUUCGAUUUCGCGUUGAAGAACAAUCGAAAGAAAGUCACUUGUGUACACAAGGCAAACAUUAUGAAACUUGGUGAUGGUCUUUUCCUGAACACCUUCCGCGAAGUGGCAAAGGAAUACGGAAGCUCUGGAAUCAGUGCAAAUGACAUGAUUGUUGACAAUACAUCAAUGCAACUUGUAGCAAAGCCCGGUCAGUUCGACGUGAUGGUCAUGCCCAAUCUUUACGGUGCCAUCGUUUCGAACAUCGGUGCUGCGCUUGUUGGUGGUCCUGGAACAGUCCCAGGUUGUAACGUCGGACGGGAAUAUGCGCUUUUUGAGCCGGGGUGCCGACACGUCGCGCAAAACCUCAUGGGAACAAACAAAGCAAACCCGACAGCGAUGAUCCUCAGUGCAACUAUGAUGCUUCGCCACCUCGGUCUCGACCACAUCGCGAACAACAUUGCCAGUGCGACAUUUGACGUGAUUAACGAGGGCAAGAUCCGCACAUUAGACAUGGGCGGUUCGGCGACGACGUCCGAUUUCACGUCUGCUAUUAUUAAAAGGCUGUGAACUCAGCAGCUGCAACGCUUUUCUUCAUUGUCCUCUAAUCGGUAGAGUCCAUUGCAUCAUUCCUUUUGCACGCUAGAGACUGGAUAAUACCACACUGUUAAUCCAUACAUCUGCAUUUUUAUCAAUUGUGACUAGAUUGCCA